Molecule: messenger RNA, 219 nt
Organism: Plenodomus lingam JN3
Lineage: Eukaryota; Fungi; Ascomycota; Dothideomycetes; Pleosporales; Leptosphaeriaceae
Source: RefSeq, a predicted model, not a curated record
AUGGAAUUACUUGGUAUCCCCACUACCAUUUUACUGGCAACACUCUGUACAACAGACGCGUCCAAAGUCUCUCAAGUCUCCAAAGCUGAAAAGUCCAACAGUCAAAAGUUCAACAGGUCAUGGUCUCCAAAGUCUACAAUUCAAAAGCUCAAAAGCUCAAAAGCUCAGAGAUUGCAAGACUUCUUCAAUAUACCAUGGUAUACCAUGACAAUGGUAUGA